Molecule: messenger RNA, 2906 nt
Organism: Pundamilia nyererei
Lineage: Eukaryota; Metazoa; Chordata; Actinopteri; Cichliformes; Cichlidae
Gene: tbc1d14
Product: TBC1 domain family, member 14
Exons: 15
Coding region: 547-2892 (781 amino acids)
Biological process (GO): regulation of GTPase activity
Molecular function (GO): GTPase activator activity; small GTPase binding
Source: RefSeq, a predicted model, not a curated record
AAUAAUGCCUUCAGGUCCAGACAGGUGAACCAUCGACAGGGAGCACUCUUUACUCGAUUAGACCGCACUCUCCGUACAAGUUUGUUUUAAAAUGGCGGCAGAAGCAUCGACACAGGUAUGAAAUCUUAACGAUUCCGGAGAAACUUGAGAAAUGCGCUUGCUUCUAUGAUUCACAAAAGAGCGGAGAAGCACUUCCUGUCCUGCUGUGAUGCCGGGAAGGCUAAACCAACAUGUCUCUCUCAUUUUAAAAAGUGUUGGUUCCAUUUGAGGAAGCGCUCGUGAAAUUAGUGAGUUGGCGUCAGCGGCAAGUGCACUUGGCGAGCAAGUGCGGUUCAACACGGCGUUUGUGUGUUCACUGGCCGCAUUCCGACUGAAUUCCGGGGAAUUUAUUCGAAAACAAAUGAGCUGACUUCAGUGCUGUUCGUUUGGGCGAAGCUCCGCUGAGGAGGCUGGGAGUUGAUGGUGGUGCAGCACUAGUCACAGCAUCAUCAUGGACCACUCCGGCCAGCGCCUACCUGUCACCCACCUGUAGCUUUAACCGGCAGCAUGGCCAACACGGCCCACGACACACAGGACCGGAGGGAGAACCACUGUGUUAUGCCUGGAGGAACCAUAGUGGAGAAUGGCUCUGUGGUCAAAGACCCGACGGCCUCUCACCUAAAUGAUCACAUCAGCAAUCACUGCCAUGAGGCCAGAGCGGCCACACACAGCAACGCCGUCCUGCCCAUCUACAAGCCAUCCUGCUCGCCCGCUACUGUCCGUUAUAGCAGCCCACAGAAAAGUUACCCAGACCUGGAGCCAGACAACCACAGCCUGACUUCCCAGGACUCUGGUAUCCCCACUCUGGAGAUCAAUCCUCCGGAGCCCUUCCUUCACAGUCACCAAAGGCAAAGCGACGGAGGCCUUAUGCUGGAAUCAAGUCACGACACCCCCGCCACAUUACCUCUGGACAAUGGUCCCUCUGAUGGCACCACUGUACGAAAAUCCUCCACCUUUCCCCGCAGUGGCUAUGACAACAUCCGCCUCUUUAGCCCCACCCUCAGAUUAUCCUCCACCAUGGGAGCUGGUGUUGGGGGCGGAGCAUUAAACCGUAGUGAUGACAUCUCUGUGUGCAGCGUGUCAAGCAUGAGCACAGAACUGUCGGUCUCCAACGAAGACAUCCUGGAUUUCACAGUUACAUCUGACUCCAGUGCGAUUGUCACUUUGGAGACCGCCGACAGCAGCACUAACCACUUUUCAGAAGUGGUGUUGUCGUCUUCAGCGGGAACCUCCAGAGACUUAUGGGCGGCAGAAGCCAUGCAGAAAGAAGAGGAUGGGAGGCAGAGAAAAUUGGGACCACUAGCAAGUUUAUUUGCAAGGAGCCUGUUUGCCAGGAGAGUGAAGGAAAAUCAGCCUGUGGAGCAGAAGGAUCCUGGGUGGAAGCUGUUUGGGAAAGUCCCACUUCGGGAAAGCCCCCUCAAAGACCCUAAGAAAAUACAAAAGGAAUAUGAAACAAAGAGUGGCAGAGCUGGAUCUGGCAACCCAACAUCUCCGAGGCAGAGUGUGAGGAAAAACCUGGAUUUUGAGCCUCUCUCCACCACUGCGCUGAUACUAGAAGACAGACCUGCUAACCUGCCUGCCAAGCCAGCUGAGGAGGCACAGAAACACAGGCAGCAGUAUGAAGAGAUGGUGGCCCAGGUUAAGAAGAGGGAGUUAAAAGAAGCUCAGAGGAGGAAGAAGCAGCUGGAGGAUCGAUGCAAGCUUGAAGAGAGCAUUGGCACAGCAGCUCAGACCUGGAACCAAGACAUCCUGCCUAAUUGGAGUACAGUGUGUACAUCUCGACGAGUGAGGGACCUCUGGUGGCAGGGCAUCCCCCCCAGUGUCAGAGGGAAAGUGUGGAGCCUGGCUGUGGGCAACGAUCUCAACAUAACACACGAGUUGUAUAACAUCUGUCUGUCCCGGGCCAAGGAGAAGUGGAAGAGCACAGCGACACUCUUCACCGAGACUGAAAGUGAAGAUGUUGGUUCCUCAGACAGAGAGUCAAGUCUCGAGCUCAUCAAGCUGGACAUCUCAAGAACUUUCCCACAACUGUGCAUCUUCCAGAAGGGUGGGCCCUAUCACGACGUGCUGCACAGCAUUCUGGGAGCAUACACUUGUUACAGGCCUGAUGUUGGCUAUUUGGGAUACAUCCAUAUUAUCAUCACUGUGUGCUCUUACAGCAAAAUUGCUGCAUUUGCACUAAUGAGCAGUGCUGCUGUGGUUUGCCUUGCUGCUCCUACCCGCAGCCCCAUGCUUUUGUCUAUAGACAGCUUCAUGGACUGGGUUUCCAUGGCUGAGCAGCUGAAUCCUUACAUCACCAGGCACAGUGCAAAGCGUGGGAUGCAGUGGUGUAAAGCACACUGCCACUGGAGCAGUGUGUUCUCUGGAGUGACCAAUCACGUUCUGUCUGGCAAUCCAAACGAUGAGUCUGGGUUUGGUGGUUCCCAGGAGAACGGUCAUUUCAAAUUUCUGUUGCUAUUAGUGACUUCGUUUUACAUAGUGCUAGCUGAUAAUAACUUUUCCUUCCCAUCUGUUUGUCCCUUCAGGAUCUUCACUCUGUAUAGCAAGUCGCUGCCGUUGGACCUGGCGUGUCGAGUGUGGGAUGUGUUCUGCAGAGAUGGUGAAGAGUUCCUGUUCCGCACGGCUCUGGGAUUGCUUCGCCUCUACCAGGAUGUCCUGACCAGCAUGGACUUCAUCCACAUGGCUCAGUUCCUCACUCGCCUGCCUGACCUCAUCCCUGCCGACCAGCUCUUCCAGCACAUUGCUGCUAUUCACAUGACCAGCCGCAACAGGAAGUGGGCACAGGUCUUGCAGGCGCUGACGGAGCAGAAGAGAUCGGGAGCGAGGUUGCCCGGUGCUGAAGCGUUGAGCUGAGAUCAGAACAUAAC